AUGCCUUUGAAGGCAAAGCCAUCUUUGGAGGGACCUGAUAUUGGUCCACCCUGCUGCGAUGGCAAAGAAAAUCCUUGCUGCGAUGCGACCUGCAUUGAUCGAAUUGUUCUCCGGGAAUGUGGAGACGAUGAUAACGAAAGGAAUGGGACAUCGACCGAGGAGACCAAGAAGAGGCGUGCUACUAUCCGCCAUCGUUACACUGAAAGAUUAGAUGCUAUAGGCUGUAUAUGCCGCGCUCUCAUUUCCUUGGGACAGGAGACUUGUUGUAUCACUAAGCCACGACCAAGCAAUCCUUAUGAGGACAAGAAACCAGCAGCCCGUAAGAAACCACUCGAUAAAUGUUGUGACAAAAAAUCGAAUACUAGUAUCCAGAGGAAGUCGCCUUACAGUUCUAAGGAUCGAUGCAGAGCCGAAAAUUCCGCUUGUGAAGACGCCUGCUGCGAGCGGACACAGCCAGUUGACGUUGUACCAGAAGGAACUACAACAACUCUGAAAGAUCCUGAAAAGGGACUUUCGGCAAUCGAACAUGUUGUCCUUAGCCUGAGCGGUAUGACCUGUACUGGCUGCGAGACCAAGGUUCAGCGAGUACUAGGCAAUAUCCCAGCGGUUGACGACUUGAAGACAAGUCUGGUCAUGGCGCGCACUGAGUUCAAUCUCAACACUGGAAUCAUGUCGGUCGAAGACGUCAUCAAGCAUCUGGAAAGGACUACUGAAUUCAAGUGUCAGACGAUCUCCAUUCAAGGCUCCACAAUUGAAGUGAUCUCUCAAGAUGCACACAAUGUCUUGGAUCAACAACUGCCUUUUGGCGUGAACCAAAUUCAACUUGUGGAAAAAAAUGUACUUCGGAUCAAUUUUGACUCCAAAGUCAUUGGCGCAAGAGCUCUGCUCGACAAGGGAUUUAUCCAACCAUUGAAACUUGCUCCUCUUAGGGUUGAUCCUGGAUUGUUAGCCGGCGAUAAGCACGUUCGCGAUCUAGGAUAUAUGACCCUGUUCUCCUGCAUAUUGACAAUUCCGGUACUGGUUCUGGCAUGGGCACCUCUGCCAAACCACGAAAUGGCGUAUGCAAUUUCCUCCCUGGUGCUCGCCAGUGUCGUGCAGUUUCUCGUUGCCGGGCCUUUCUACCCUAAAGCGAUCAAGGCUCUUGUCUUCUCCCGCAUCAUCGAAAUGGAUCUGCUCAUUGUUCUGAGUACCAGCGCAGCCUACGUCUUCUCGGUUGUAUCAUUCGGAUAUCUGGCGUCUGGCAACCCGCUAUCCAUAGGCGAAUUCUUCGAGACAAGUACCCUACUCGUAUCUCUCAUCAUGGUCGGUCGUUGGGUUGGGGCACUGGCACGGCAGAAGGCCAUAAAGUCCAUUUCGAUUCGCUCACUUCAGCCUUCCCUGGCGCUGUUAGUAACUCAAGACGGUACACCGAUCAACGAAGUCGACACUAGAUUACUCCAAUAUGGAGACGUGUUCUGUGUUCUUCCUGAACAUCGCAUACCCACCGACGGAAUUAUCAUUGACGGCGUAUCCGAGUUAGAUGAGUCGAUGCUGACUGGCGAGUCGAUACCAGUGGGAAAGGCCGUCGGUGAUAGAGUCGUUGCGGGCUCGAUCAAUGGAUCUGGCAAAUUAGUUAUACGACUUACUCAUCUGCCGGAUGAAAACACCAUCAGCACCAUUGCCGGUAUGGUCGACGAAGCCAAACUCAGCAAGCCAAAGAUUCAGCACCUCGCCGAUCAAAUCGCAGCCUAUUUCGUGCCAGUCAUCAUCUUUUUGACGGUUGUUACAUUUGUUGCUUGGAUUGCCGUCGGCGUACAUGUUAGAAAGCAAAAUGGUUCUGAAGCAGCGAUCCAAGCUAUCACAUUCGCCAUUACCGUGCUUAUUGUCUCGUGUCCUUGUGCAAUUGGGCUCGCAGUACCUAUGGUGAUUGUUAUAGGCAGUGGUGUGGCGGCAGAGCGUGGCAUCAUCUUCAAAUCAGCUGAAAGUAUCGAGAUUGCGCACAAGACAACGCAUGUUGUCUUUGACAAGACUGGUACGUUGACAGCAGGGAGAUUGACUGUGUCGGCCUGUUAUCUAUACGAGGAGGACAAUUCACAAAUUUUGUAUAAUAUGCUUGGUUUAGUCACCAGCAGCAAACACCCUGUAUCUGCUGCGGUUGCGAGAUAUCUCCUUGAAAAGGGGGUUCGGCAAGCUCCAGUGCAUGGUAUCAAGACCAUCACAGGGAAAGGUGUUGAGGGGUCUGUUCCCGGCGGCGAAGUCAUACGCGGUGGCAACGCGCGCUGGCUGGGAAUGGAAGCUGAUCCUAAUGUCGCAAUGAUGUUGGUUCAAGGUUACACUGUGUUUUGUGUGGUUGUGGGCAGUCGCCUUUGCGCCGUAUUUGGUCUUUCGGACUCCUUACGCCCUGAUGCUGCUUUGACUGUGUCUGAGCUCCUGAAAAGAGGCAUCCAUGUCUCAAUACUGAGCGGUGAUGAGCAUGGGGCAGUAAAAAAAGCUGCAAACGAACUGGUUCUUGACAUUGCCAAUGUGCGUUCUGCCUGCAGCCCAGUCGAUAAGCAGGAGUAUAUCAGGUCCCUCUUGACCAGUUCUCUGCCCAGUGGCAAGAAACCUAUUGUCGUCUUCGUCGGCGAUGGCACAAACGAUGCCGUGGCGCUUGCCCAGGCUAGUAUCGGCGUUCACAUGAACUCAGGUACAGAUGUUGCUAAGGGCGCGGCCGAUGUUGUGCUUAUGAGGAGUUCCCUCAAGGCUGUCGUCAACAUGAUUGACGUCUCCAGAGCCUCAGUGAGGCGCAUCAAGUUCAACUUUGCGUGGGCGUUCGUGUACAACGUUAUGGCUGUCUUGCUAGCCUCGGGUGCUCUCGUUGCGGCGAAUGGGGGCAGUGGCGUACGUAUUCCCCCGGAAUACGCUGGGCUGGGAGAGUUAGUUAGCGUGCUCCCUGUUAUUGGGGUUGCACUUGGCUUAAAAUGGGCCCGGCUACGAAAUUUCUAG
Messenger RNA from Truncatella angustata, 2964 nucleotides. RefSeq names its product E1-E2 ATPase-domain-containing protein. Gene Ontology annotation, cellular component: membrane. The record is from RefSeq and is a predicted model, not a curated record. The transcript has 2 exons. Lineage: Eukaryota; Fungi; Ascomycota; Sordariomycetes; Amphisphaeriales; Sporocadaceae. Gene Ontology annotation, molecular function: ATPase-coupled monoatomic cation transmembrane transporter activity; ATP hydrolysis activity; ATP binding. Bases 1 to 2964 code for a protein of 987 amino acids. Gene Ontology annotation, biological process: monoatomic cation transport.